Molecule: messenger RNA, 2158 nt
Organism: Quercus robur (English oak)
Lineage: Eukaryota; Viridiplantae; Streptophyta; Magnoliopsida; Fagales; Fagaceae
Product: pentatricopeptide repeat-containing protein At1g77360, mitochondrial
Exons: 3
Coding region: 232-1674 (480 amino acids)
Molecular function (GO): protein binding
Source: RefSeq, a predicted model, not a curated record
UUUAGCUCACACGUGAGAAACAUGAUGCAUCAUCCUUGGUGCCCAAAACGCACGCUUGACAGUAGACAGUCAGGGACACUAAAGUCUACACCCCGAAGAGGAAUAUCGUGGCAUCCCAUUUCCACCACCAACACGGUUGAAUUUGAAGGAACGAAAUUGAAAAAUCUUUGCCCCAUUUCGUGGUUUCAUUGCCAGAGAGGUAAAUUGUGAUUCUCUGUUCACUUCAACAAUAUGAUUAGAAUUUGCAACCACCGCAACAAAUUAUUUUUUAAAGGGAUGAUGUUUGUUAGGAUGUACAGUUCUAGUGAACUAACAACAGAGGUUUUAGAUCCAAGGAAAAGAAUUUGUGAAAUAAUGAUAUCUCGCCCAGCAUUAGCUCUUGAUACUGCUCUUAACCAAAGUGGAAUAAGAGUUUCUCCAGAUGUAGUUGAGGAUGUGCUCAAGAGAUUCGAGAAUGCUGGUAUGUUGGCAUAUCGAUUCUUUGAAUGGGCUGGAAAACAACGAAAUUACAUGCACAGUGUCAGGGCUUAUCACAGCAUGAUUGAGUCUCUGGCAAAGAUUAGGCAAUAUCAGAUCAUGUGGGAUCUUGUGAAUUCUAUGAGGAACAAGAGCAUGCUUAAUGUUGAGACAUUUUGCAUUAUAAUGAGAAAGUAUUCCCGGGCUCAGAAGGUGGAGGAGGCAAUUUACACAUUUAACAUCAUGGAGAAAUAUGAUACCACCCCAAAUCUAGCAGCAUUCAAUGGUCUUCUAAGUGCUUUGUGCAAGUCCAGGAAUGUGAGGAAGGCUCAGGAGAUCUUUGACAGUAUGAAGGAUAGGUUUGUUCCUGACCCAAAGACUUACAGUAUAUUGCUUGAGGGAUGGGGAAAGUCUCCAAAUCUGCCCAGGGCAAGGGAGAUUUUCCGAGAAAUGGUUGACAUGGGUUGCAAUCCUGAUAUAGUGACCUAUGGCAUUAUGGUUGACAUCCUUUGCAAGGCAGGGAGAGUUGAUGAAGCUCUUGGAAUUGUUAAGAACAUGGAUACUAGGACAUGCAAGCCAACAUCUUUCAUUUAUAGUGUUUUGGUUCAUACGUAUGGGAUAGAAAACCGGAUUGAAGAUGCUGUAGAUACAUUCUUAGAGAUGGAAAGAAAUGGAAUCAAGCCUGAUGUGGCAGUGUAUAAUGCCUUGAUUAGUGCUUUCUGUAAAACAAACAAGUUAAAGAAUGUGUAUAGGGUCUUAAAUGACAUGGAUUCCAAGGGUGUUACACCGAAUUCAAGGACCUGCAACAUUAUUCUAAACAGCUUGAUUCUCCGUGGAGAGACUGAUGAGGCAUUUAGAAUCUUUCGCAGGAUGAUCAAGGUAUGUGAACCAGAUGCAGACACGUAUACAAUGAUGAUAAAGAUGUUUUGUGAAAGGGACGAGCUAGAGAUGGCUCUUAAAGUGUGGAAGUAUAUGAGGUUGAAGCGGUUUAUCCCAAGCAUGCACACAUUUUCAGUCCUUAUAAAUGGAUUGUGUGAGAAGGGGAAUGUUUCCAAAGCUUGUGUCUUAUUGGAAGAGAUGAUAGAGAAGGGUAUUCGACCAUCGGGUGUGACAUUUGGGAGGUUACGACAGUUGCUUCUAAAGGAAGGAAGAGAAGAUGUACUCAAAUUUCUUCAAGAGAAAAUGAUUCUCCUGGUCAAGGAGCCGUUAUGUGAUUGAGAAGCCAUGGCUAGCAACAUAUCAACACUAGAGCUGCUUAUAUUGUUGAUUAGCAAGUACGUGAUUUGGUGUUGUAAUCCUCGAUACUGCAUGGUGUAAUAAGAGCAAAGAUCAUCCUUUGCAGAUCUUUGUUGAUGGCACCAAGUAAUUACAGAAAUCUAAUCAAUUUGAAAGGGGCAGUCAGUCAUAUCUUCGACUAGGUUGCUAGAAGUACAGCAGCUUCUGAAAAAUGUUCGGAAAGAGAAAAAAUGAAUUUCAAACUGCCUUUGGGUUGGUUCUUGACAAAAGGAAGGUGACAAGUAACUCACACAAACUUGGUAUGUAUUUGUAUGAACUAUGUAAAUCCAUACUUUUGAUGAAACAAUCAAAUGAAAUAAACCAGUAGAUAGCCUUAACUAAGCACUAUCAUAUUUUUCUUGUCUAUAAUGCCUCUGAAACUAUGUCUCCCCAUAUGUAAUCAAACAAAUGGAGUUGAUUUUUCAUA